AUGUCUUCUACGGAGAAUUUGCGCGGCAACGACGGCGACGGAGAAGGGAACAACAGCCCCAGCCUCAACAGCAUCAAGUCGUUCGUCUCGUCGUUGAAGCGCGCAGCCACAAACGACAGCAAGAAGAGCGACGCGUCGACAGACUCGUCAAGGUACUACGACCCGCAAAACAUCCCCGCCGAUCCCCUCCCGGACGACCGCAGCGCCAUCGAAGGCCUGCUCAACCAACAGCUCAGCGCGCUGGACCACCUGCGCCGCACGGUGGUGGCCCGCAACCAAGAGAUCAAGGACUACUGCUCGCGCGCGGCGUACUACUACAACAUGAAACCGCGCGUCUCGCCGUCGUUCCUGCGCCAGCUCGACACCGAGAUCUACAUCAUCCGCCAGCAGCGCAACGGGCUGCAAGCGCUGGUGGAGAUGCGCCACAAUGAGAUCGUGCGCAUGGCCGAGCACCGCAAGAAGCUGGACGCGGACCAGGGGAUGGAUUGCACCGUCUACGACAUGUACCUCAACUUCCGCCGCAUCGGCGAGUGGGAGCAGCUGUUCUCCAUCUAA
This is a messenger RNA of Fonsecaea multimorphosa CBS 102226, 555 nucleotides long. RefSeq lists its product as uncharacterized. The transcript has a single exon. Lineage: Eukaryota; Fungi; Ascomycota; Eurotiomycetes; Chaetothyriales; Herpotrichiellaceae. The record is from RefSeq and is a predicted model, not a curated record. The coding region runs from base 1 to 555 and encodes 184 amino acids.